Elgaria multicarinata webbii is the source of this 1070-nucleotide messenger RNA. RefSeq names its product leucine rich melanocyte differentiation associated (gene LRMDA). The record is from RefSeq and is a predicted model, not a curated record. Lineage: Eukaryota; Metazoa; Chordata; Lepidosauria; Squamata; Anguidae. Gene Ontology annotation, molecular function: protein binding. The transcript is spliced from 7 exons. The coding region runs from base 1 to 711 and encodes 236 amino acids. Gene Ontology annotation, biological process: melanocyte differentiation.
AUGAGCAUUGAUGACUUGUGGCUCCUAGAUAGGCUGGAGACAAAUGUUUUAGUAUCUUACAUCGGUCAAGAUUGCAACGAAAUCCCAGAAUUCCUGGGGAGAGAAUAUGGAUACAUUGCAAAAAGGCUGGAUCUUAGCUUCAACUUGUUAAGGUCACUGGAAGGACUAGAGACAUUUAGCGGCUUGGAAGAGCUCAUCUUGGACAACAAUCUCCUCGGGAAUGACCUCCGGUUACCCAGGUUACCACACCUCCAUACCCUGAUGCUCAACAAGAACCAAAUAUCUGAACUGGAGAGCCUGCUGGAUCACUUGGUUGAUACAGUACCUUCCUUGGAGUACCUCAGUUUGCUGGGAAAUACGGCAUGCCCAAACGAACUGGUCUGCAAAGACAAGGAUGAGGGAGACUACCAAAGGUACAGGUAUUUUGUUCUACACAAAUUAUCCAACCUGAGGUUUCUGGAUUCUCGGAAAGUAAGCAGAAGUGAACGCGAUGAGGCCAUUUUGAGGGGUGCCUUUAUGAAAGUGGUGAAACCUACAGAUACUAAGGUCUCAGCUGGUGGUGCUUCCGUAUCUCCUCGAGUGCACUAUACACCAUUGCCAUCUGGAUCAAGAGACCUCACCAACCACAGAGGUGUUUUAGGGAAAUGCCGCUAUGUCUAUUAUGGGAAGCAUUCUGAAGGCAACCGAUUCAUACGUGAUGAUCAGCUGUGAGGCAAACUGUGCGCCUGCAAAACCAUCUACACCGCACACACAGAGAAAAGCACAAAUUGCAUCCACGUCUCUAAAAGGAAAGGAAAGCAUGUGUAAACCAAAGUCCUCCAGUACCUUCUGCUGACUUUGCCAGAACUGUCAAAAUCAUCCUUCUGCUUUUGCCUGAGUAGUCACAUAGAGAUUGACAUGAUUGCCUCUAAGCAGGUCCCAUCCACCAGUGUGACAGACAGCUGCAGCGACGCACCAGGCCUGACAGGAAGAACACCAUGAUGGAUUGCCUGGCCCAAUUGCUGCUCGCAGAAGAGCAAAGGUCACACCUGGGGCCUUACUGAGCAUGCUCAGCUGCUUUUAACAAAAGC